Molecule: messenger RNA, 1775 nt
Organism: Nicrophorus vespilloides
Lineage: Eukaryota; Metazoa; Arthropoda; Insecta; Coleoptera; Silphidae
Product: tRNA modification GTPase MnmE
Exons: 6
Coding region: 88-1674 (528 amino acids)
Biological process (GO): tRNA wobble uridine modification; tRNA methylation
Cellular component (GO): cytoplasm
Molecular function (GO): protein binding; GTPase activity; GTP binding
Source: RefSeq, a predicted model, not a curated record
UCAAUAGUAGCAGAGUAUCAGCUGAGUGGUAGCACAUGCAGCGGUUUCAAAUUUCUAAAUAUUCGAAUUCGUUUGAAUUACGUUUCAAUGGUAUCAACUAUGUUUAUGAACUGCAGCAAAUGUUUCGUGCGGUUAUUGCAACCGCGACUGCGGGGGUUGAAUUUCGCAACAAUGUCUGAGGACACUUAUUUUUCACCUAAUCUUGGUAAUAAAGAAGAUAAAGAAGUCAUUAGAGGUGUUCCAGACACAAUAUGUGGACAAGCUACAGUGGAAGGUAAAAGUGGAGUAGCAGUAAUUAGACUGUCUGGUGAACAUGCCAAAGUUGCAUUACUUCGCAUGAUUAAACCACAAGUUCUGCCAAAACCACGAUUUGCCACUUUCUCUAAAAUCUACAACCCGUUCACUGGUGAACACAUUGAUAGCGGGCUUGUAUUAUAUUUCCCUAAGCCAAAUAGCUUUACUGGUGAGGAUACUGUGGAGCUGCAAACACAUGGAAGUAAAGCGGUCACCAAGUCUAUUCUUGAUAAUCUUAUCAGAAUGGAACAUAUCCGAUUAGCAGAACCUGGAGAGUUCACCAAGAGAUCAUUUUAUAAUGGAAAAAUGGACUUGACCCAGGUUGAAGGAUUAGCUGAUUUGUUAGACUCUGAAACUGAAACACAAAGAAAGAUUGCACUGCACCAAAUGAAUGGAGGUGCAUCAGAAAUGAUUCAUGAUUGGGAAAAUAGGAUAAUUACUCUGCAGGUUGAUCUAAUGGCUGAUACUGAUUUUGGGGAUACAGAUGAGAUCAAUUUUAAUAUUGAUCAAUUCUAUGCUAAACUACUAGGUGUUCAAAACGAGAUGAAAAAUGAAUUGGACAAAUUAGAAUUGGCGAGGAACAUAAAAGACGGGAUUAGAGUUUUUAUUUACGGAGCACCAAACGUUGGCAAAACCAGCGUAUUUAAUAUGUUAUCUGAUUCUGACUCAAUUGUUACAAAUAUUCCGGGAACGACAAGGGAUAUGGUGGAAAGUGUCACACACGUGUCUGGUUAUAAAGUUCGAUUUGUGGAUUCUGCUGGUAUACGGAUUGAAACUCAAGAUUUCAUCGAGGGCCAAGGUAUAUUUAAAGCAGUAGAAGCUCUGGAAGAUCAAACGACCAAAAUCAAUGUGCUAGUAUGCUCAAGUGCUGACCUUUUGAGGUAUAUAAGUGUAGGAGGUGACAACACCAUAAUUGGAUUUUUGAAAGACUACAUGAAUGAAAUGGGUUUAACACAUCUACACAACGAUACGAGGGAUUUUCUGAAUUUCUUCAAAUCUCCUACUAUUGUUAUUAUGAAUAAAUAUGACUUAAUUAAUGACAUUGAUGGAAAUGUAGAGAAAUCGCUAACUGAAUCCGUUAUUUGUUUUUCCUGUAAGACGAAUUAUGGUUUUACUAAGUUUUAUACAUAUUUAAUGAGGACUUUAUAUGCAGAGUUCGAACCAGACGACGGCGUCGUCUCUUUUAGUAGUAUGCGCCACAAGGAGUAUUUGCUAAAAUGCAUUUCCGAAUUGAGCUCUAUUAAAAAAGAUUCCCUUGAUUCGGCCAUCGCCGUGACUGCUUUGGAUCGAGUCAUUAAACAUUUAGAAUUGUUAGCUGGAAAAACAGCUAGAGAAAAACACCUAGAUAGUAUAUUUGAAAAGUUUUGUGUUGGAAAGUAAAUGAAUCCAAUUUUCUAACAAAAUUUUAUUACAAAAUGUUGUACUGUUUAAUAUUUUUAAAGAUGUUAUUUUGAAUGCAUUCAAUGUACAAGUGAGAAAGA